AUGGAUUCAGACGAGCUGGAAGCCUUCCAGCAGGAACUCACCUGCUCCAUCUGCAUGAACUGCUUCCUGGACCCCGUCACCAUAGACUGUGGGCACAGCUUCUGCCGUCCCUGUCUGAGCCUUUGCUGGGAAGAAGGCCAGACUCCAAGGAGAUGCCCUGAGUGUAGGGGAAUAUCAGAGAGGCCCCAUUUCAAAACCAAUAUUGUCCUCAAGAGGCUGGCUUCCCUUGCCAGACAGGCCAGAGCUGACCACGACCACCGCUCUGAGGAGCAGAUCUGUGAGACACACCAGGAAGCCAGAGGCCUCUUCUGUGAGGCUGACCAGACCCUGCUCUGCGGGCCCUGCUCUGAACGCCCCGAGCACGCAGCUCACAGCCACAGUCCCAUACACAGGGCUGCUGAGGAGUCCCGGGAGAAACUUGUAAAGAGAAUGAGAUCUUUAUGGAAACUGAGAGAAGAAAUGCAAAUCAGUCUGAAUCAGGAAGCUAACAAAACUCAGUCCUUUGAGAAUUAUGUCGCCUUAAGGAAGGUCAUGAUUACAGUUCUAUAUCAGAGGAUACCUCUGUUGCUUCAUGAGGAUGAGAAACUGCAUCUGGAGGCCCUGGAGCGAGAAGGCAAGGAGAUUUGUCAGCAACUCAAGGAGAGUGUGUUGAGAAUGACUCAACAGGGAGAAAGUCUGAAAGAAGUGUACAGAGAGCUGACUGCAAUGUGCCACAAGCCGGACACAGAGCUGCUCCAGGUGAGAAAGGAGGGUCCGUCCUCAGAGAGAGAAACGCUCUUCUAG
This is a messenger RNA of Odocoileus virginianus texanus, 783 nucleotides long. The record is from RefSeq and is a predicted model, not a curated record. NCBI's taxonomy places the organism in Eukaryota, Metazoa, Chordata, Mammalia, Artiodactyla, Cervidae.